Molecule: messenger RNA, 2176 nt
Organism: Ficedula albicollis (Collared flycatcher)
Lineage: Eukaryota; Metazoa; Chordata; Aves; Passeriformes; Muscicapidae
Gene: SLC3A1
Product: solute carrier family 3 member 1
Exons: 10
Coding region: 71-2074 (667 amino acids)
Biological process (GO): carbohydrate metabolic process; amino acid transport
Source: RefSeq, a predicted model, not a curated record
GUGCUGUGGCCAGUCUCCAGGACAAGACCUGUCAAGUAAAACAGUUGAGGUGGAAGCUAGGAGCUUACCCAUGGAGCUGAGUGAGAAGGCAGGUGUGGAGAACAAUGGAUUUGUUCAACAUGAGGCUUUGGAGGGCAAGGAGACGGACAGCAGUAGCCAAGAAGUGCCAAAAACAUGCAGUGUUGAUGUGGAUCCAGUGGCUGUGGAGGAGACAGUGUUGAAGCCUUAUGCUGGGAUGCCAAAGGAAGUGUUGCUGCAGUUCUCCAGCCAAGCCCGCUACAGAGUCACCAGGGAGAUCCUCUUCUGGCUCAUAAUUGCUGGUUCCAUUGCCCUUGUGUGUGCUACGAUUGCCAUCAUUGCUCUCUCUCCAAAGUGCCUGGACUGGUGGCAGGCUAGUCCUAUUUAUCAGAUCUAUCCUCGUUCCUUCAAGGACAGCAACAUGGAUGGGAAUGGGGAUCUGAAAGGUAUCCAAGAAAAACUGGACCAUAUUACAUAUUUGAAUAUAAAAACCAUCUGGAUCACCUCUUUCUUUAAGUCCCCUUUAAAAGACCUUGGAUAUGGAGCUGAAGACUUUUAUGACAUCGAUCCCAUUUUUGGAUCAAUGAAAGAUUUUGAGAAUCUGGUUGCAGCCAUACAUGACAAAGGGCUAAAGGUGAUAAUGGAUUUAAUACCAAACCACACAAGUGACAAACACCAGUGGUUUCAGCUGAGCCGCAAUCGGACUGGGAAGUACACGGACUACUACAUCUGGCAGGACUGCAUGCAGGCUGCUGGCUCAGUCAUCCCUCCCAACAACUGGGUGAGUGUCUUUGGGAAUUCCAGCUGGCAGUUUGACGACGUGAGGAAGCAAUGUUAUUUCCAUCAGUUUGGGAAGGAACAGCCAGACUUAAAUUUUCGCAGCCCUGCUGUCCAACAAGAAAUCCAUGAUAUUAUAAAAUUUUGGCUUGGCAAAGGAGUUGAUGGAUUAAGUUUCAGCGCUGUUAAAUUUCUCUUAGAAGCAACACAUCUCCGAGACGAGCCUCUAGUGAACAAGUCUCAGAAUGGAGAGAGUAUCACAGCCUAUUCCCAGCUCUACCAUGACUACACCACCACACAAGUUGGUUUGCAUGACAUCAUCCGCAGCUUCCGUCACACCAUGAAUGAGUUCAGCAGAGAGCCUGGCAGAUACAGAUUUAUGGGUUCUGAUGAUAAUGAAAAGGAUGACAUUGAAGCAACAAUGAUGUAUUAUGGAACGACUUUUAUUCAAGAAGCAGAUUUUCCGUUCAAUUUCAACCUAAUUAACAUGAAGAAUCUAUCGGGCAACAGUAUUUCUGAAGCUGUCGACUCAUGGAUGAAAAACAUGCCUGCAGGAAAAUGGCCAAACUGGGCAGUUGGAAGCCCUAAUGCUGCUCGGGUUUCAACUCGGAUUGGGAAGGAGUACAUCAAUGUCAUGAACAUGCUGCUUUUAACCCUCCCGGGCACUCCUGUAACUUACUAUGGUGAAGAAAUAGGCAUGGAGAACAUUGCAUCAGAAAAUGCGACCCUCCCAGAGAAAUCCCCCAUGCAGUGGGAUGGAGAAGUUAAUGCUGGUUUUACUGAAGGCAACAGCAGCUGGUUACCUGUUAACUCUGACUACCAAAGUGUAAAUGUGGAAAUCCAGAGCACCUGGUCCAACUCAACCCUGAGUUUGUACAGAGCGCUGACUUCGCUGCGGAACGACGAGCUGCCCAUGAACCGAGGGUGGAUGUGCCACAUCUGGAAUGACAGUAACGUGUUUGUGUACGUGAGGGAGCUGGAUGGGUUAGACAGGGUCUUCAUGAUGGUGCUCAACUUCGGCCAGGAGUCGACUAUAGACCUGAAGGCCAUAGUUCCUAACCUUCCCUCUGAAGCUGUAAUAAGACUCAGUACAUAUUUUAGCAAUGCUGGUAAAGUGGCCAAUACCAGACUAAUUACAACUGAAAUGGGAGAAGGCCUGGUCCUUGAAUAUAAAACAGCAAAGCCUGUUCAUACUAUGGAAGCUUUUCAAGGGAAGUGCUUUGUGGCAGAAAAAGCUUGUUAUUCCAAGGCCCUCAAUUUACUCUACGUGAACUGUUAAGUAGAGGAGUAGAAUACCUAUGCUUUCGUGUUAAUUUAGAAGAUAUUAUUUUCAGGGAAAUUCUAAAAAUAUACUCAGUUUUCUUUGGCUUUUAAAACUUUG